AUGGCUGCUGCUGCUACUGAUUUAAGUUUCAUAACUGGUCUUGAUGUCUUGAAGGACAGCUUCACUAUGAAGCUUCGUGUGAUCAGAUUAUGGACACUGGAAUGUUAUUAUAACAAAGACGAAAUUUUCUCCGUUGAAGUUAUUUUAAUGGAAGAACAGUGUAACAAGAUCCAAGGUUAUGUCCCUAAUGCUUAUGUUUACAAGUUUAGAAAAGUUCUAAAAGAAGGGGGAAAUUUUUUCAUUAAAAAUCCAAAUGUAGCAAAGAUUGGUGAAGGUAAAUUUCGACUUACUGAUCAAAUGCAAAAGCUCACCUUCAAUCGCGAGACUACUAUCAUUCCCUAUAUCGAGUUUUCGGGAUCAAUUAAUGAGUUUGCUCUUAUUGACUAUCAUCCCAAUAUAUUCGACAAUGUUUCAGAAAAUAUUUCAUUGGAUCGCCGAUAUGUUAAUACAUACUAUGAUGUAUCGAAGUUCAUCAUCAAUAGUGACAUUGAUAAGAUAAAAGUUUUCAAAAAAAGUCUGAAUGAAGAUGAUCCCCAUGAAAACUCAUCCAGUAGUUUCUCUUAUAUGAAAUCUAAUCGAAUUUCUAAAAAGGAUGAAUUUUUGCUUAAUCAUGAGCUGAAAACAAUCUCUGAUAUUUUCCUACCCAUUGAGAUAAAAAAGUAUGUUAUUGUUGCGGACAUAAAGAGAAUUCUUCAAAACACACCUUGGUUCAUCAUUUCGAUAAGAGCUCAAGAUCAUACCGGAAGUAUCACUUUAACAAUGUUUGAACAAGAUGCGAAGAAGCUUCUAAAAAUUUCUUCAAAAGAUUUAGUUGCAAAAACAACUAAGGAUGUCAUAUCUCAGGCUGAUGAUAAUGUGACACCAAUGAAUGUUUUCAAAUCGACAGCCACAAGCCCAAAAAAGAAUUUGGAUGCAACGACAGGUUUGAAGCGAGCCCUUGAGGAUGAUUUUGUUUUGGAUGUCAACGACAACAUGUCAUCAUCAAAGGCGACAAAAGUUGUAAGAGGGCAACAACAUAAACUUGUCAAUGUUAAGUUGGAAAAGUGA
Lactuca saligna is the source of this 1047-nucleotide messenger RNA. Lineage: Eukaryota; Viridiplantae; Streptophyta; Magnoliopsida; Asterales; Asteraceae. The record is from the annotation of a GenBank genome assembly.